This is a messenger RNA of Alternaria alternata, 617 nucleotides long. RefSeq lists its product as hypothetical. NCBI's taxonomy places the organism in Eukaryota, Fungi, Ascomycota, Dothideomycetes, Pleosporales, Pleosporaceae. The transcript has a single exon. The record is from RefSeq and is a predicted model, not a curated record. The coding region runs from base 284 to 514 and encodes 76 amino acids.
GUGAGACUAGAGGUACGAGAAAAGUUACCACAGGGUGAUGUGUCCGCCGCGAGGAUGAUCAAGCUGAGAAAGGCGCGACGUGGCCAACACCGCUGGCGCAGGGUAGCUUGGUGACAAGGAUGGAGUAAUAGAUGUGCUUUAUGGUCGGGUUCCUGAUGUGAUGUUCUCUGGCUAAAGAUGUGACGUUCUCUAGUAAGAAGCUGCUUGGGUUUCGCGGGCUCGAGGGUAGUUAUGCUAGUGUGCUUGGAAAUACUGUUGACAGUCUUAAGCGCCGGCUGAAGAUAUGAUGUUCUCUAGCUUCUGGUGUGAUCUUCUCCGGCUUCUGAUGUUGUCCGGCUUCUCCUCCUGGAGACUGACGAUGUAUAGCUUAGAAAUAGGGAUGGUGUGGCAUCUGCUAGGAUGCUGCCGUAAUGGCUGUAAGCGGCCCGUCUUGAAACACGGACCAAGGAGUCUAACAGCUAUGCGAGUGUCUAGGUGUCAAGCCCGAGCGCGUAAUGAAAGUGAAUGGAGGUAGGAACCCGCAAGGGUGCACCAUCGACCGAUCCUGAUGUCUUCGGAAGGAUUUGAGUAAGAGCAUGGCUGUUGGGACCUGGAAAAUGGUGAACUAUGCUUGAAUA